This is a messenger RNA of Chenopodium quinoa (quinoa), 2634 nucleotides long. Its product is annotated as transketolase, chloroplastic. The record is from RefSeq and is a predicted model, not a curated record. Gene Ontology annotation, cellular component: cytosol. The transcript has 7 exons. Gene Ontology annotation, biological process: pentose-phosphate shunt. The coding region runs from base 107 to 2323 and encodes 738 amino acids. NCBI's taxonomy places the organism in Eukaryota, Viridiplantae, Streptophyta, Magnoliopsida, Caryophyllales, Amaranthaceae. Gene Ontology annotation, molecular function: transketolase activity.
CCCUCCACAACAAACUAACACUCCCAUCUUCCACUCUUUUAUCCCAUCUUCUAACCAAGAGAGAAAGAAGUAAGAUUGCCAUUUUCAUUAUCCAAAACCAAUAUCAAUGGCAGCUUCUUCUUCUCUUAGCACACUAUCUCAUCAAACACUCCUUUCGCACCCGAAAACACACCUUACUACCACUCCUACAUCCUCCCUUAUUGUCCCUACAACCUCUAAGGUCAAUGGAGUGCUCCUUAAGUCAUCCUCCUCUAGGAGGAGGCGUGCUGCGCCUCGUGCAACCGUUGUGAGGGCUGCGGCUGUGGAAGCGUUGGAAUCGACAGACACUGAUCAACUUGUCGAAAAGUCUGUCAAUACCAUAAGGUUCUUGGCUAUUGAUGCUGUUGAGAAGGCAAACUCUGGUCACCCGGGUUUGCCUAUGGGGUGUGCUCCCAUGGGACAUAUAUUGUAUGAUGAGAUCAUGAGGUAUAACCCGAAGAACCCGUAUUGGUUUAACCGUGACCGCUUUGUUCUCUCUGCUGGUCAUGGUUGUAUGCUUCAGUAUGCUCUUCUUCAUCUUGCAGGCUAUGACAGUGUCUUGGAAGAGGAUUUGAAGACUUUCCGCCAAUGGGGAAGCAGAAUUCCUGGUCAUCCAGAGAAUUUCGAGACACCUGGAGUUGAAGUUACAACUGGGCCACUUGGUCAGGGCAUAGCCAAUGCUGUUGGUUUGGCUCUUGCAGAGAAGCAUCUGGCUGCUCGAUUUAACAAACCUGAUGCUGAAAUCGUUGAUCAUUACACAUACUGCAUUCUUGGUGAUGGUUGCCAGAUGGAAGGAAUUGCCCAGGAAGCUUGCUCGCUUGCUGGUCACUGGGGGCUUGGAAAAUUGAUUGCCCUUUAUGAUGAUAAUCACAUUUCUAUUGAUGGUGACACUGCCAUUGCAUUCACUGAGAAUGUUGAUUUGAGGUUUGAGGCCCUUGGCUGGCAUGUUAUUUGGGUGAAGAAUGGUAACACUGGUUACGAUGAAAUUCGUGCUGCUAUUAAGGAAGCUCAGUCUGUCAAGGACAAACCCACUUUGAUCAAGGUUACCACCACCAUUGGUUUUGGGUCUCCUAACAAGUCAAACUCAUACAGUGUGCACGGAAGUGCAUUGGGUUCUAAGGAAGUUGAGGCUACAAGGCAGAAUCUUGGCUGGCCUUACGAGCCAUUCCACGUUCCAGAGGAGGUGAAAAAGCACUGGAGCCGCCAUACCCCUGAGGGAGCUUCCUUGGAAGCUGAGUGGACUGCAAAGUUUGCAGAGUAUGAGAAGAAGUAUCCUACAGAAGCAGCAGAGUUCAAGUCAAUCAUUACUGGUGAAUUGCCUGCUGGUUGGGAGAAAGCUCUUCCUACUUACACACCUGAGACCCCAGGUGACGCAACCAGAAACCUGUCACAACAAUGCUUAAACGCCCUUGCAAAGGUUCUUCCAGGACUUCUUGGUGGUAGUGCAGAUCUUGCGUCUUCAAACAUGACCUUACUAAAAAUGUUCGGAGACUUCCAAAAGGACACACCGGAAGAAAGGAAUGUUCGUUUUGGUGUUAGAGAGCAUGGAAUGGGAGCCAUUUGCAAUGGAAUUGCCCUUCACAGCCCUGGGCUAAUCCCUUACUGUGCUACCUUCUUUGUGUUCACUGACUACAUGAGAGGAGCAAUGAGGAUCUCUGCCUUGUCAGAGUCUGGAGUCAUAUAUGUUAUGACCCAUGACUCUAUCGGGCUUGGAGAAGAUGGACCCACCCAUCAACCCAUCGAGCACUUGGCAAGUUUCCGUGCCAUGCCCAACAUUCUAAUGCUCCGCCCAGCUGAUGGUAACGAGACUGCUGGUUCAUACAAGGUUGCUGUUGAAAACAGAAAGACACCAUCCAUUCUUGCUCUUUCUAGGCAAAAACUUCCUAACUUGCCCGGAACAUCCAUUGAAGGAGUUGCAAAAGGAGGUUACACCAUCUCAGACAACUCUUCAGGCAACAAGCCUGAUGUUAUUCUGAUUGGAACUGGUUCAGAGCUGGAAAUUGCUGCCAAAGCUGGUGAUGAGCUAAGAAAAGAAGGAAAAUCUGUUAGAGUUGUAUCGUUUGUGUCUUGGGAGCUGUUCGAACAGCAAUCAGAUGAAUACAAGGAGAGUGUCCUUCCUGCAGAUGUUACAGCAAGAGUAAGCAUUGAGGCAGGAUCAACCUUCGGAUGGCACAAGAUAGUGGGAUCGAAGGGGAAGGCAAUCGGUAUUGACAAGUUUGGAGCUAGUGCACCAGCAGGGAGGAUAUACAAGGAGUAUGGAAUCACAGUUGAGGCAGUUGUUGAAGCGGCAAAAUCAGUUUGUUAGGCCACGGUGCUGCAGAUUCUUUUUGCCUCCUGUUUUCCAUUUUUGUUAACUGAUCAAGUAGACAAGGCUCCCUGGUCAAUCUAGUGAGUACUGUAUUACAGUAAAAUCGAAAAAAAAAUUAGUUACUGUAAAGAAAGCGGAUUUGAUCGUUCCAUUUGUCUAGAUGAAUUUCUAAGGCUUCUUACAGUAAGAAUGUUUGUUGAUUUGUAUUUAAAUCUUGCAUUCAAUGUUAAAGUAUGGACAACAUAUUUCUAAUAAGGAACAAUGACAGUGAUGCCGAUUAUGUGAAGCAGUUUUCUCUUCCCAUUCAA